Molecule: messenger RNA, 3169 nt
Organism: Osmerus eperlanus (European smelt)
Lineage: Eukaryota; Metazoa; Chordata; Actinopteri; Osmeriformes; Osmeridae
Gene: spg7
Product: SPG7 matrix AAA peptidase subunit, paraplegin
Exons: 17
Coding region: 165-2606 (813 amino acids)
Biological process (GO): mitochondrial protein processing
Cellular component (GO): m-AAA complex; membrane
Molecular function (GO): ATP-dependent peptidase activity; zinc ion binding; metalloendopeptidase activity
Source: RefSeq, a predicted model, not a curated record
GCGCACACUGACGCAGACCUUGGAGCCAAACGGAUAGCUAGGAAGCUAGCUUUAGAGUUUCGUCCGACAAACGUCAACAACCAAAAUGACAUCUUUAAAAGAUACGUUAAUUUGCCUGUCUUCGUAUAUAGUCUAAAUAGUUUAGGCAUCGUAGCUUGCCUAAUAUGGCAGCAUUGCUUUUGCAACGUCGUGCUGGUUCUUGUCGGAAUUACAAGACCGCAAUAUUGACAUUACCAGGACGAUUUAACAGUCUAUCGACAAUAUCUGUUAAUAGCCUUGCAAAUCGGAACGGUGCAAAGUUAUUGGAGUCCGCAUGUCUCAACUGUAAACUGUUAUUACGUGACGGCCCAUUGCGAUCAUUUGCAAGUCAUUCACACAAUGGUCUCAACUCUAAGCUCAUUCUGCCAUUUCUGCACAAACCCUUAAAUCCCAGACUGGUUGGACUAAGUCAAGUGUUGAUCAAGAAUAACUUGAUUAAAAAUCCUUUUGGACUGUGGAAUCUGUUUGGAGCCACACAUUACUUUAGUACAUCUCAGUCCAAACAGGAGAAAAAAAAGCCAGAUGGAUCAAAGGGAAAAACACCAGAAGAAGAUGAAGAGGAGAAGAAGCGUCGAGAGCAGGAGGACCAGAUGUACCGGGAGCGCCUGCGUACCCUCUUUAUCAUCGCCCUCAUCAUGAGCCUGCUCAACUCCAUCAACACCAGUGGCGGCAACAUCUCCUGGAACGACUUUGUCAACGAGAUGCUGGCCAAGGGAGAAGUGUCGCGCGUGCAGGUGGUCCCAGAGAGUGACAUUGUGGAGAUCUACCUUCACCCGGGGGCGGUCAUCUUUGGACGGCCGAGGCUGGCUCUGAUGUAUCGCAUGCAAGUGGCGAACAUCGACAAGUUUGAGGAGAAGCUGAGAGCCGCAGAGGAAGAGCUUAACAUCAACAGCAAAGAUAGAAUACCCGUCUCCUACAAACGCACCGGUUUCUUUGGAAACGCUCUCUAUGCCCUAGGGAUGGCUGCCAUCGGAGUGGCAAUCCUCUGGUACAUCUUUCGUCUGGCUGGCAUGGGGGGCAGAGAAGGGGGCUUCAGUGCUUUUAACCAACUGAAGAUGGCUAAGUUCACCAUAGUGGACAGUAAGUCAGGGAAGGGUGUGAGCUUCAAAGAUGUGGCAGGUAUGCAUGAAGCUAAAAUGGAGGUCAAGGAGUUUGUGGACUACCUCAAGAACCCAGACCGCUACCUCCUUUUGGGGGCCAAGGUUCCUAAAGGUUCCCUGCUGCUUGGGCCCCCCGGCUGUGGAAAGACCCUGCUGGCCAAGGCUGUGGCCACUGAGGCUCAGGUCCCCUUCCUGGCCAUGGCUGGCUCUGAGUUUGUGGAGGUCAUCGGAGGGCUAGGGGCUGCCAGGGUGAGGAGUCUGUUCAAGGAGGCACGUGCCAGGGCUCCCUGCAUCGUCUACAUAGACGAGAUUGAUGCCGUGGGGAAGAAACGCUCCAGUAACAUGUCUGGUUUCUCCAACACUGAGGAGGAGCAGACCCUCAACCAGCUCCUGGUGGAGAUGGACGGCAUGGGCACCACUGACCAUGUGAUCGUACUGGCCUCCACCAACCGGGCGGACAUCUUGGAUAAUGCCCUGAUGAGGCCUGGCAGGCUGGAUAGACACAUCUUUAUAGACCUUCCAACACUACAGGAGAGGAAGGAGAUAUAUGAGCAGCACCUGAAGAUCCUGAAGCUGACACAGCCUGCUAACUUCUACUCUCUACGCCUGGCCGAGCUCACACCAGGCUUCAGUGGGGCGGACAUAGCCAACAUCUGUAAUGAGGCUGCGCUACAUGCAGCCAGGGAGGGCUACAAGUCUAUUGACACCUUCAACUUUGAGUAUGCUGUGGAGAGGGUCAUAGCAGGGAGUGUGAAGAAGAGUAAGAUCUUGUCCAAAGAGGAGCAGAGGGUGGUAGCGUUUCAUGAGUCUGGCCACGCCCUGGUAGGAUGGCUGUUGGAACACACAGAGGCCGUCUUGAAGGUGUCUAUUGCCCCCCGCACCAACGCUGCACUCGGCUUUGCCCAGAUCCUGCCCAGGGACCAGUACCUGUUCACCAAGGAACAGCUGUUUGAGAGGAUGUGUAUGGCUCUGGGAGGCAGGGUCUCCGAGGCCAUCACCUUCAACAAGGUGACCACAGGGGCCCAGGAUGACCUGCGUAAGGUGACCCGUGUGGCCUACUCGAUGGUGAAGCAGUAUGGCAUGUCUCCUAAUGUGGGCCAGGUGUCCUUCCCAGAAACGGAGGAACAAGGAGCCAUCGGGCGAAGACCCUUCAGCCAGGGACUUCAGCAACAAAUGGACCACGAAGCCAAGAUCCUGAUUGCUCGGGCGUACAGAACCACAGAGAAGCUACUUAUAGACAACAGAGACAAGCUGAUCAUGUUGGCUAACGCACUGCUGGAGCGAGAGGUGGUGAACUAUGAGGACAUUGAGGCCCUGUUGGGCCCGCCCCCACACGGGCCUAAGAAGAUGAUUCUACCUCAGAGCUGGUUGGAGGCGGAGCGGGACAAACAGGACACUGGAGAAGAUGAACCACGCCCUCCUUCUCGGAAGGAACAGGAUGAGGAUAUCAACAUGCAGCCUGUGUGAAACAACUAUGCCAUGCAGCACUUUAGAGUACUGAACAAUGCUCUAGAUUACAACUGUGACACAUAUAUUUCCUAUCCCUAUCAUAUUGAUGAGAAGGCAUUUCAAUAAAGGGUUGUCUAGGACCUGUUGGAUAGCUUCUUAUCUACUGCCUUAGACAGAAUAGCAUGUCUGGAUAGUGUCUUACUCGCUUCAUUAGAGCUUGGAAAAGACACUUCUAUGAAUGCAUAUGAGUGGUGUGGAUCUUGGUAUGGUCUGGCUAUGCCUAGUUUCUUUUCAAGUGUGUAUUUGCUGUAGAAUAUUGCCUGUACAACGGGUAGUUCCGACCUUGAAUUCUGAUCGGUUGACAGCCGUGGUAUGUUGACAAUCAUGGGCUGAACCAUCAAUGUAAAGUAAAAAGUAUUUGUAAUGUUAAGAUCAGCAAUAUUUGAUGUAAGUUUUAGACUUCCAUGUUAUUGAGAUCCAUACAGAACAACAAAGUCAAAACAGUUGUAAAAGUUUAUUUAAUAGGUGAACAUUGAAUUUGACCUUUAAUACUAAAUAACUUAUUAAAUGCAUCAAAACUA